Molecule: messenger RNA, 2228 nt
Organism: Ochotona princeps (American pika)
Lineage: Eukaryota; Metazoa; Chordata; Mammalia; Lagomorpha; Ochotonidae
Gene: CSNK2A2
Product: casein kinase 2 alpha 2
Exons: 11
Coding region: 375-1427 (350 amino acids)
Biological process (GO): protein phosphorylation; regulation of chromosome separation
Cellular component (GO): protein kinase CK2 complex; cytosol; nucleus
Molecular function (GO): protein serine/threonine kinase activity; ATP binding
Source: RefSeq, a predicted model, not a curated record
ACUCCUCCUUCUUCGCCGCCGCUGCCCCUUUCCCAGCCGGUGGCUGCCGCUGCCGGGGCCACCACCGCCGUCGCAGCUGUCGCCUCCCGGGGGCCGCAAGGCGAGCGGAGGCCGCCGCAGAGCGCGAGCGCCGCCCGCCCGCCGGCCGCUCUCCAGGGCCGGGCCGGCUCGGCCGGCGCCCCCCGCGCCCCCAGACCGCCCCGCUCUCUCGCCCGCCCCCGCGGCCCGGCCUGGCGCCGCCGCCCGCCGCCGCGCUCCUCCUCCUCCUCCGGCGCCCCGCGGCCCGCCACCUCCUUCGCCCGCCGCCCCGCGCCCCCGGCCGCGUCGCCGCCGCCGCCCUCUGCGCCCUGCGGCGCCCCCCGGUCCCGCCCGCCAUGCCCGGCCCGGCCGCGGUCAGCAGGGCCCGGGUCUACUCCGAGGUGAACAGCCUGAGCCGCCGCGAGUACUGGGACUACGAGGCUCACGUCCCGAGCUGGGGUAAUCAAGAUGAUUACCAACUGGUUCGAAAGCUUGGUCGAGGGAAGUAUAGUGAAGUGUUUGAGGCCAUUAACAUCACCAACAAUGAGCGAGUGGUUGUAAAAAUUCUCAAGCCAGUGAAGAAAAAGAAGAUAAAACGAGAGGUUAAGAUUCUGGAGAAUCUUCGUGGUGGAACAAAUAUCAUUAAGCUGAUUGACACUGUAAAGGACCCUGUGUCAAAGACACCAGCUUUGGUAUUUGAAUAUAUCAAUAAUACAGAUUUUAAGCAACUCUACCAGAUCCUCACAGACUUUGAUAUCCGGUUUUAUAUGUAUGAACUACUAAAAGCUCUGGAUUACUGCCACAGCAAGGGAAUCAUGCACAGGGAUGUGAAACCUCACAAUGUCAUGAUAGAUCACCAACAACAAAAGCUUCGGCUGAUAGACUGGGGCCUGGCUGAAUUCUAUCAUCCUGCUCAGGAGUAUAACGUUCGCGUAGCCUCGAGGUAUUUCAAGGGUCCAGAGCUCCUUGUGGACUAUCAGAUGUACGAUUACAGCUUGGACAUGUGGAGUUUAGGCUGCAUGCUGGCAAGCAUGAUCUUCCGAAAGGAACCUUUCUUCCACGGCCAAGACAACUAUGACCAGCUUGUUCGCAUUGCCAAGGUGCUGGGCACAGAUGAGCUGUAUGGAUAUCUGAAGAAAUAUCAUAUAGACCUAGAUCCACACUUCAACGAUAUCCUGGGACAACAUUCACGGAAACGCUGGGAGAACUUUAUCCAUAGUGAAAACAGACACCUUGUCAGCCCCGAGGCCCUAGAUCUUCUGGACAAGCUCCUGCGAUACGACCAUCAACAGAGACUGACUGCCAAAGAGGCCAUGGAGCACCCGUACUUCUACCCCGUGGUGAAGGAGCAGUCCCAGCCUUGUGGAGAUAAUGCUGUGCUCUCCAGUGGCCUCACGGCAGCACGAUGAAACAGGAGAGCGACCGACGGGUAAUGCGGCAUUGAUGCUUGCCAAUAAAACCAACCAACCACACCCAAAUCUUGAAGGAAAACUACAGUGUGAUAAAAAGAAAUUCCAAUCAUUCCUUCUAAAUGCAAAGAAGAGUAAAGACCUAAAAGUAUGUCAAAAAGAAAGCAACUCCCCAGUACUAGUGGACAGGGAGCUGCUGUUGUGAUCUGGCCCUGCUCGUAGUUCAGGAUCUGAGGGCAUUCUCCCUUUGGAAUGCAUGGGAGAUGAGAAACUCGGAGUUGUUGUACGUUUCCCUUUAUUUCACAGGACUGCACUGUGGAGUUAACCUGUGCAAUCAACAAGCUCUGAAUAUCUGACUUCCUAUCUAUUCCAUUGUGGUCUGGGUUUCUUUUGAUGAGAAUUCAGGCUCAAGUUUUAGCAAAUGUCAGCAGUCUGUACUGACACACCAGCCUCAUAUCCAAGAAAGAGAUUAAAAGCAGUGACAGUAUUUUUUUUAAACUUUUACAGAUUCAUGGAUUUUUUUGGUUUGGUUUGGCUUGGCUUUUUUUUUUUUUUUUUUUUGAAAGACAUGAGCUCUCCAGGAAAUGCCCUUCAGCCCUGCAGUUUUCCUCUAAGUGUGCUGCUCAUUUGGAAGCAAACCACACCUGCUUUCACAAGAAUCCUCUUUGACUUCAAAGAGGCAUCACUUUACGUCUGAUGCCAUGAACAGGCCCCUGGGUCUCAAAAGUUCCAUGCUGAGUGCGUCACUUGGAUAAAACCUUUGUGGAUUUGCAUAACUAUAAAAUCUUUGUUGCUAGUUUU